UUGGGGAAACUACGCCAAGUUAUUUGUUUCGUACAACAUACGAUUGUUUUAAUAAUUUCGUGUUAUUUGUUAGUUUCGAAUUUAAUUAUAUUAAAAAACGUUGCAAAAAUAUAUUGUUUGACAAUAAUAAUUAUGUGUCUCAGUGAAAUUAUUAAUUUCUAUACCACAAAAUUUCUUGGCGGUAACAAUAUCAUGAUUACCAACAAAAAUAUUGUGCUUAUAAGAAACUUAUUAGCCGAGGAGUUUUAGUAAUUUUUAAUAUCCUUUCUAUUAGCAACUUUUUAUUUUGCUUUCAAUAUAUUAAAGACGUUAUUAAUAUACAAGUCCGUCGAAAUGAAUGAUGUUCGUGAUAAAGUUGUUGCUGGAUCCUCAUCGUGGGAGACUGCCCCAAGUCUUAGUGAUUCUUCUCCAGAGAUCCAGUCAUCGCCCGGUGGAAGUGGUGAUACACCACAAACACCUGGUGCACCGGCUCCUUUAGCACCACAUCUUGCCGCAGAAUUGCAUCCUGAUCUUCUGCAACAGGGUUGGCGCAAGUACUGGUCAAGGCGAGAAAAUAGACCGUACUUUUGGAAUAAAAUUUCCGGCGAGUCGAUGUGGGAAUUACCAGCAGUUAAAAGGGAUUUUGAUCCAAUUACAGAUCCCCUUGGUAUUUGCCAUACAGGUCCACCUAAUGCUGGUAAUGUAACUCCUAGUGCGAGUAAGCGUCGUCCAUCAGAAGACAAUGGUCCCCCCGCUAAGAAGUUUGUUCUUGCAGGACCUUGGGAUAUUGACGUACCCACUAAUGUUGUUAUAUAUGAACGACCGCCAACCAUUUGUCCACAUCCACAUCCUGAAAUAGAAGGUUUUCGAUUCACUCUGGCAAAUAAAUUAAGGCAAUGUUAUCAGGAGUUGUGUCAUACCAGAGAAAGCAUAGACGCACCAAAGGAUUCUUUUAAUAGAUGGUUGAUGGAAAGAAAAGUGAAUGAUCAGGGUGGCUCAGAUCCAUUGCUCCCAAGCCAUUGCUUCCCUGAAAUAUCACGAUCAAUGUAUGAGGAAAUUAUGAAUGAUAUACCAAUUAAAUUAACUCAUCCCAAGUUUACUGGUGAUGCUAGAAAGCAAUUGUCACGCUAUGCAGAGGCAGCAAAAAAAAUGAUUGAGUCCAGAAAUGCAUCACCUGAAAGUAGGAAGGUUGUUAAAUGGAAUGCAGAGGAUACAUUUCAAUGGUUACGACGUACGGUCGGAGCUACUUAUGAUGAUUUUCAAGAUAGAUUAGCGCACUUGAGAAGACAGUGUCAACCGCAUUUGGCUGAGACAGCUAAAGCAUCUGUAGAGGGAAUCUGCCUAAAAAUCUACCACUUGUCGGCUGAAUAUGCUAGGAAGAUAAGAGAGAAACAUAGUCUUUUAUUAAAAGAAAAUGGAAUACAGGAGCUGGCGGCGCCGCUGCAGCAGGCGGCGCUGCGCAAGGUGUGGUGCUACCCCGUGCAGUUCGCGCUGCCCGCGCCGCGCCCGCCGCUCGUGGAGCACUUCCUGGACCGCGACCAGGCGCUGCUGCGCUACCUCGGCGACACGCAAGUCCUCAACGCGACCUACUUGCAGAAACUUGAGCACCUGUACCGCUACAGCUGCUUCGACGACAAGAAGUUCGAGCAGUUCCUGUCGCGCGUGUGGUGCGUGCUGCGGCGCUACGCGGCGUGGGCGGGCGCGGCGGCGGCGGACGCGCACCUCGCGCAGAUGUCGCUGCCCGUGCCCGUGCUGGAGUGCCUGCACCGCUGCUUCGGCGUCACCUUCGAAUGCUUUGCCAGCCCGCUCGACUGCUACUUCCGACAGUACUGCUCCGCCUUCGCCGAUACUGACUGCUAUUUCGGAUCGCGCGGACCGUUUCUGGAGCUGAGGCCGGUGGCGGGGUCGCUGGUGGCGCACCCGCCCUACUGCGAGGAGCUGCUGGAGGCGGCACUGCGGCACAUGGAGCGCCUGCUGCAGGACUCGGCCGAGCCGCUUAGCUUCGUCGUGGUGCUGCCCGAGUGGCCCGAUCGACACACGCACGCGCUGCACAAAUUGCAGGCUAGCCACUUCAAGCGGAAACAGGUGGUUAUUCCAGCAUUUGAGCACGAAUAUCGUCACGGUUUCCAACACGUUCUUCCAAAGAACGAAGUGUACUUCCGGUGGGGCGGCGGCACGGUGGUGGUGUGGCUGCAGAACGCGGCCGGGUUCGCGCGCUGGGGCCCGACGGACGAGCGCGUGGAGGCGCUGCUGGACGCGUGGCGCCCGCGCGCCAAGCUGCGCGCGCCGCCCGACCUCGCGCCGCCGCCCGCCGCCGACGACCAGCCCGACAAGCGCUAGCCCCCCAGCGAGCGGCUCGCUGUUGCCAACCUCUUUCAUGUUCACAACUAAACUUUCCACAACCCCCUAAAUAGUUCAAUUCUGAUAAACAUCCCUAUGGUCAUGGGGUGGAUUUUUACGACCGACAUAUGAUCGCCGUUGUCGAUUUGUACUUUACCCGUUUUAACAUAUAAAUAAAUGUUGUACCUCGGAGACGUAGAUAUCGUUCGUAUAUGUGAGGCUUAAAUACCGAGUAUCCUCAUAGAACGGACAAGUAGUUCGUGCCGCAAUGUGAUUUUAUAAAUCAUCCGUAUCACAUUAUUCGUGUUUCGGCACUUAAAAUGACUAAGACGCAUUGUCCAUUAAACAUUUUCAAGAAUCGUAACAUAAAUAAAGCGUUAAGGACAAUUUAAAAAAUAUGCAUUACACAUUUGUGUUUUUAUUUAAUUUAUUUAAUCGCUAAAUGAGCAUAUUCAGUAUUUGAGCCUGAAAUAAACAUAAAACAAAGAUAAAACUACGAAAUUGUCAGCGAAAUCAUAUGUAUGUAUUUUUCAUUAAUUUUGGCAAAUAUUUUUUUUCUUAAUAUUAUUUUAUUUACUUAAUUGUUUAAUCGAUUCUCGACUGUUAAUUUUAAAUGACAAAACAAUAUUUCAGCGCUCAAAAUUCCGAAAAGCGCUGAAAUUCGAUAUCAAGUAUUCUUUGUUGCAAUGUUAUUUUUUAAAUCAUAUACAAUCAAAUAUUUCUUUAUAUUUAACUUUAUUCUAAUUUUGGAACAUAAUAUAUAUAUGUAAAGCUUUACAAAUAGGUGCAUAAAGUGUAUAACAAUAUAAUGAAAUGUUAUCUCGCUUUACAGAAAUAUUAUACAAAUCACUUUUUAAAAUGAAAUAAUUCUAUUCAAACAAUAUCUAAUAAUUUAUAAAAAUAUUUUAUGGCAGUUUAUUAAUUACCGCAAUUUAUUUGUUAAAUAUAUUUACAAUUCAAAGUCUUAAACGCGCACGAGACUCUUAUAGUUACAGAUACUUUUGGGAUUUAUUCCUCAUUGAAUAUUAUUAUUAUUUUUUGUGAUCAAUAAAUAUUUAUUAUAAAAAUGAUAUGAAUAGUAAAUUUGUAUAAUAUUCUAUAUUUAUAAUUACAAAUAUGUUUGGAAUUCAUUCAGAAUAAUACACAUCAGUAAUUGUACAGCAAUUAAGAAAUCACACCAAAUAAAAACAUUUAUAAAUGAAAAGAGAACCAAAUGUCAGAAUAACGCAGCUUUUAAUAUCGUUAUUGUAGAUAUACAUUGGAGAAGUAAAUAUUAAAACAUAGAUUAAUUCUAAGUUGGUAAUAAAGACAUAAUGGCCGAAGAAGCUUGAAUUUUUUAGAAACCUAGUUAGAGGGUUUUAUUGAAUAUUUCAUGUAGAGACCAAGAAAAAAUUACAGUGAAAUCCAAGUCAAUUGGUACAAGUAUGGCGACAAAACGAUGAUAUUAAGUAAUUAAUGAAACGAAAACAGUAAUAAACUAUUUGUUUUACAUAUCUUCUUGUAUUUUAUGGAAGAAGAUAUAAAAAAUGUUUUCUAAUAGUAUGGCGAGUGUUUAAGCAGACAAUUAUGGCAUUUCACUAAUGCCAGGUAUAUUUUUUCAACUAUUGAGACAUACAGCACUCUUUGUAGUAAGCUUGCGAAUCUGAAUUUAUCCGACAACGACUAAUCGCCUUGCGACUAGCUGUCAUUUUUCUUUUGUUUAAUAAUUGACUUCUGAAGGGUCGCCCAUACUUGUAACAAAUGACUUGGCAUUUUAUGCCUAUAUAUCUCCAAAUCUAAUAUCAAAUAUAAAAAUGGGGAGACAAAAUUAUGUAUAGAAAAUAAAUAACUAAUCACCUAUGUGGUUAAAAUGAAUCCAAUAGUUGAUAUUCAAUUUAAUAAUAGUUCCAUUCAUUAUUUUUUAUCGAUAUCCGAUAUCGCUCCACAUUAUAAUGAGAAUCUCGCAUUUUAUUGAUUUUUUGGGUAAAUAAAAAAAUAACUCAUUCAACAAGAAAUCUUAUUUUUUAGACAACCACUGAUGAUUAUGGUCAUAUCUUACUUUGACUAAAAAUCAUGUUGACUAUAUGUAUGUGAUGCAUAGAAUUGUAUAUAGAAAGGUGCGCUUAUUGUACAUAGUUUUGGAGAAAAUUUUGGUUAUUUACUUAAUGUAAGCUCUUUUUUUAAGAAUCCCUUUUUACUGUUGUAUAGUUCGAUA
Nymphalis io (European peacock) is the source of this 4513-nucleotide messenger RNA. RefSeq names its product mRNA (2'-O-methyladenosine-N(6)-)-methyltransferase (gene Pcif1). Gene Ontology annotation, cellular component: nucleus. Gene Ontology annotation, molecular function: mRNA (2'-O-methyladenosine-N6-)-methyltransferase activity; RNA polymerase II C-terminal domain binding. The transcript has 7 exons. The record is from RefSeq and is a predicted model, not a curated record. The coding region runs from base 334 to 2319 and encodes 661 amino acids. NCBI's taxonomy places the organism in Eukaryota, Metazoa, Arthropoda, Insecta, Lepidoptera, Nymphalidae.